Molecule: messenger RNA, 635 nt
Organism: Chara braunii
Lineage: Eukaryota; Viridiplantae; Streptophyta; Charophyceae; Charales; Characeae
Source: the annotation of a GenBank genome assembly
CCAGAUAUCGAAUUUUGUCAGGUUACGGCGAGAGACCGAGGAGCAGACAAAGAGGCUUUUCUAUGAGGAUGCGGCCAUAUCUCGAUGGCAGGAGGAGGUUAGGAUGAGGAGACGGACAUGAGAGGAGCCUAUGCCUGAGGGAGAGCGUAUACAGGCAGAGGAGGGGCUUCAGGCGAGAUUGUUAUCUAAUGCCUCAGUGCGAGAGUUGGCAGGAGUGAUGGAGCAUGUCAGGAGAAUCACGCAGACCGAGGUGGCGCAAGGAGAGGUGCUCCAGGAUGCGAUACAGAGGAUAGGUACUCUGGAACAGGAGAACAAAGGACUGAGGGACAUGGUACGUGACCUCAUCAUCAGUGCUGGACAGGCGAAACAGUCUACCUCGAGACUCGAGCUGAGGAUUACUGAUCUAGAGGAGGGUCGGAGGCAUCAGACCACGACAGAUGUGGUCGACGAGAGGAGGACUGAGGAGCAGCAAAUUCCUAUCAGACAGGCAGACGUCUCUCAUGAGAUAAAGUCAGGUGGAGUGAGAUUGGAUACCCCUCGAUGAGACUCGCAGACGGAGGAGCCACAUGGGCCUAUGGGGAUGACAUGUGAGGAGGCAACAGUUGUGGACAAGCUCAUGCUUGAGCCGGACGAGA